AUGAACGAUAAAACUUAUCUGGAAAGCGAUGCUUCUAACAUUGAUGAUGUCCCUGAAGAGGGAAACAUCAACAAGUCUUGAGUAGACUCUUCUAAAUUAAGGAUCAAGAAUUCUCUUGUUGAGAAUAAAGGAAGAGUCAGAGAUAAGCAAGUAUUUUGUGACGAGCUCAAGAGUCUUACUAAGAGAGGAGUCUUCGCUAAGAGGAUGAAAUUUAAGGCAGAGAAGCUGAAACCUCUGGAGAUAGUGAAGAUUAACGGUGCAACCCCUCAGUCUGCAAUGGUAGCUCCUAAUGAGCUUUGCAAAAAAUUAAACUUCUCUGAAGAUGAAGAACAGUUUGGUGGCUUACUUAAGAAUGAGAGUUGCAGAUUUUCAAGAGUGAAAUCAAGAAAAAUUCCUUCUCAUAAGAUGAUGGCUGUUGUUUUGUCGCAUAUAAAGGCAAAAGAAAAUAAUAAUUUAUCAUAA
Messenger RNA from Moneuplotes crassus, 462 nucleotides. NCBI's taxonomy places the organism in Eukaryota, Ciliophora, Spirotrichea, Euplotida, Euplotidae. The record is from the annotation of a GenBank genome assembly.